This is a messenger RNA of Drosophila ficusphila, 2742 nucleotides long. RefSeq names its product nucleolar protein 14 homolog. The record is from RefSeq and is a predicted model, not a curated record. The coding region runs from base 87 to 2642 and encodes 851 amino acids. The transcript has 3 exons. Gene Ontology annotation, biological process: maturation of SSU-rRNA. Lineage: Eukaryota; Metazoa; Arthropoda; Insecta; Diptera; Drosophilidae. Gene Ontology annotation, cellular component: nucleolus; small-subunit processome; Noc4p-Nop14p complex.
UUUUCGGCUGCACGUGUGCGGUAUUGAGCAGUUUUGUUUUGUUUCAUGAACCCGGUUUAAUUUUCCUAAAAACUCGAUUUAAAGCCAUGGUGGCCAAGGGAAAGAAGGCCAGUGCCGAUGCGGUAUACGCCAAAAAGACGGUCAAGUCGUCCAAUCCGUUCGACAACUCCGCAGCGCAGUCGAGUAAGAAGGGACAGAAUCCCUUCGAUAUUCACGUGAACAAGGAAAAGUUCAAGAUUUUGGGGAGGAUUUGCAAGCAUGACAGAGGAAUGCCGGGUGUAUCGAGGGCCAAGGCCCUCCAAAAGAGAGCUCAAACAUUGGGUCAACAGUUUGCGGUGAAACACAAGACCAAUCGGUUUAAGGACAACCGAAUUGGCAAGCACUUAAGCGGAGAUCAGCUGACGGAAUCCGUGAUGAAUGCUCGAUACUUGGCCGAAAAGAUGUCACAGGUGCGCUCAAAUCAAAAGGCAGAAAAGUUCAACCUCAACGACGACGAACUGCUGACGCACAGGGGCCAAACUCUGGAGGAGAUUGAACAGUACAGAGAUGAACGCUCCGACGAUGAGGAGCUGGAUGACGAGCGACUUGAUGCCGACUUCACAUCUGCCGCCCACUUCGGUGGCGAUGGCGACUCCCCACAGGAUCGACAGGCAGCCAUUGAUGAGAUGAUUGUGGAGCAGAAACGCCGCAAGAACGAAAUCGCCAAGGAGAAGGAUGAGGUUUACGAUCUCACAGAGAAACUGGAUGCCAAUUACAAACUUCUCCUGCCACUGGUUGCGAAGGCCACCAAGGACGAACAAGACGCCAAACCACCGCCAGAUGCCUACGAUAAACUGCUCAAGGAGAUGAUCUUCGAGCCGCGUGGCAGUGUCACGGAUAAACUUAUCAAUCCCGAUGAGUUGGCCAAACAGGAAGCUGCCCGCCUGGAGAAGCUAGAGAACGAGCGCUUGCGCCGCAUGAAAGCUGAGGGCGAGGAGGAUGAGGAGGCCUCCAUUUUAAAGCCCAAACAUCGUUCUGCAGAUGACCUCGAUGAUGGGUAUUUCUUGGCUGGUGGGGAUGAUGAGGACGAUGGUACACUGGCCUACGAUUUAGAGGGCAACCUUGGCACUCAUUUAAAUGGAAAAAAGGAAGAGGAAAAACAAGAUGAGGAGGAAAAUGGCGAAGAGGGCGAAGAAGAAGAGGAGGACGAUGAUUCUAAUGAGGAGAGCGAUUCGGAGGUCGAUAAUCUCAGCGAUCUUAAGGAAUCUGAAAGUGAAUCUGAAGCAGAAGAAACUUCUCAAGUUGGCAAGAAGAAAGAAAAGAAGUCAGUGGAGAAAUUUCCUGCCUCUUUGGACACCAGCAUACCUUUCACCAUAAAAAUGCCAAAGACCUACGAGGACUUUACGGAACUCCUUUCUAAACAUGCUGCUCCCCAACAGGCCACCAUCAUCGAAAGGAUAAUAAAAUGCAAUCAUCCCAAACUGGAAGGUGUAAAUCGGGAGAAUAUCGUGAAGCUGUACUCCUUUUUGCUGCAGUAUAUUAAGGAUUUGUUUGAGGAUGCCAGCGAGCUGGACAUUCGUGAACAUUUCCAACUGCUUUCCAAACUUAUGCCACAUUUUUAUGAGUUAACGCAAUUGAAUCCCGAGCGCAUGUCAAAUACUUUAUUGGAAGUUAUUAAGGAGAAAUAUGGAGAGUUCAAGAAGAACCACAAGACUUAUCCUUCACUAGAGACUCUAAUUUACUUCAAGCUGGUUGCCAACAUAUAUUCCACAUCGGAUUUCCGCCACCCGGUGGUAACUCCUUGCUUUAUUUUCAUGCAGCACAUACUGUCUAGAGCGCGAGUGCGAACGCGUCAGGAAAUAUCAAUGGGACUGUUCUUGUUUCCCGUGGUCCUGGAAUUCGUGGCACAAUCGAAGAGAAUCCUUCCAGCUGCUUUCAAUUUCCUGCAAGGCAUUCUACACAUGUCCAUUCCCAAACGGGAUGUAGAACAGUUGGAAAUCACACCUCCCUUCGAACGUGAUGGGCCUUUGAGCAAACUCCUGGCACUUUCAACUGAUAAAGAAAGCAAGACUUUGGAGCCCCAACAACUACAGGCUGCAGAUUUGGUCUCUCAAACAAUCUCGACAGAUUUUAAGGUCCGCGCUUUGGACACAACCCUACAGUUGAUCAAGGAAGCUCUUAAUUUGGUGGAGGAGCAUGUGGGCUCAUGCUACUUAGCCCAACCCUUCCUUCGAUUACUCUCCCGCCUUCCACUUGAAUUCUACCCCGACCAUGUCCAUCUCCACCACAAGGAAGUCACCGAGUUGGCGCAAAAGUUGGCUGAACAGAAAAUGAAACCUCUUUCUCCGGCGGAAAGGAAGACUAAGGCUCUAAGGCUACUGGAGCCACGAUUCGAAGUGGUUUACGACGACAAACGGCGACCCAAGAUGUCCAAGGCGAAGGAGGAGCGAGCGAAACUGCUGCACAAGAUUAAGCGAGAGAAGAAGGGUGCCAUCCGCGAGAUUCGCAGAGAUACAGCCUUCGUCCAGGAGCUCAAGCUCAAACAGACGCUGCAAAGCGACAAGGAGCGCCACGAAAAGGUCAAGCGGAUCUACCAGGAGGCCUCCAUGCAGCAGGGCGAGCUCAAUGAGUUGGCUCGCGCCAAAAAGAAGAAAAAAUUCUAGAUGUUCUCCAGUUAAGUUGAUUGUGAAUUAGUUUUUAGCUAGACUAGACGCUGAGCUGAGAGUAAAGAGCAGCGCAUUGCUGUUUCUAUUUUAAAAUCAA